Musa acuminata AAA Group (dessert banana) is the source of this 1384-nucleotide messenger RNA. Its product is annotated as myb family transcription factor PHL7-like. Gene Ontology annotation, molecular function: DNA binding; DNA-binding transcription factor activity. The coding region runs from base 261 to 1181 and encodes 306 amino acids. The record is from RefSeq and is a predicted model, not a curated record. The transcript has 8 exons. Lineage: Eukaryota; Viridiplantae; Streptophyta; Magnoliopsida; Zingiberales; Musaceae.
AUUAGCCGUGGUUUCUGCCGGCCCCAUCUGCUUCGACACUCCGUGACGAGAGAGAGGACGAGAGGAAGGUUUGGAGCCUGACGAAUCUAUAAACUGGUAAAGGCGACAGUGAGAAGGCGAAAUCCAGGGGCCUCUGUUGGGGAAGAUCUCGAUUUUACGCCCUCCGAGAAGUAAUCGGGAACCUGGAUUUCGUGUGUUUGGUAGGCGGCAGAACUCGGAAUUCCGAUGAUAUCCGCCGCGAGCGGAGCUGAUAAUGACAAAUGCAUCAACCAAAACCUAUCUCAAGUUUAGGCUUGGGUCACUGCAAUUCAAUUGCACAGAACCAGCAAUUAGAAUCGAGUAACAAUACUAUGAGCCCAAUGAACGGAGUGAACAACUCCAAUAAUCCAAAUUUAGCCUCGAGACAGCGCUUAAGGUGGACAAAUGAACUUCAUGAACGUUUUGUAGAUGCUGUGACACAGCUUGGUGGACCAGAUAGAGCAACUCCUAAAGGAGUUCUUAGAAUCAUGGGCGUAGCAGGGCUAACAAUAUACCAUGUCAAGAGUCAUUUGCAGAAAUAUCGGCUUGCAAAGUAUGUCCCUGAGUCUUCAGCUGAUGGUACUAUGUCGGAAAAGAAAGAUGAUCGAAACCUGAAUUCAGGCCUUGAAAGCUCUUCUGGGAUGCAAAUAACUGAAGCACUCAAGCUGCAAAUGGAGGUGCAAAAGCGGCUCCAAGAACAACUUGAGGUACAAAGGCAGUUGCAGCUAAGAAUAGAAGCCCAAGGGAAGUAUCUGAAGAAGAUCAUCGACGAACAGCAGCGACUCAGUGGUGUGCUUGCUGACUUACCUGGGGCAGACAUUCCUGCACCCACUUCAGGUGACCAUUGCCCAGACUCCGAGAAGACUGACCCUUCAACCCCAGCUCCGACUUCAGAAUCCCCUGGCCAAGAUAAGUCCAUUGGUAGGGAACUUGGCGACGCCAACGGGGCCUUCAAGAGCAUUUCAUGUGAUGAUUCAUUCUCCUCCCGUCGUGAGCCAUUGACCCCCGACUCAGGCUGCCAUGUUAGCUCUCCUUCAACAAGCCCCAGGCAUGAGAGCUCCGCCAAGAGGCUGCCAGUCAGCAGCAAUUCAGGGCAUGGGAAGGCAGACUUGUUGCUUGCUCAUAUACUAGAGUCCAGCUCAGGCUCUGAGUUCCACCAAUGAUGCUUGAUGCUAGUGUCUGCUGAUCUGUCAGGCGCACUUCGAUCUGCAACGAUGCAGGGACCAUGUAAUAUUGUUUCUGGAGUAUUAAGUCAUGUAUGGCUUUAUUAAUCUCGUCUGGAGAUACGUUGUUAGGAGUAGAUGUUGGUUCUGCUUACUGUGUGACAUUAACAGUUGUAACAUUUAUGGCACCCUCAUUUCCAUCA